AUGCUUAGAGACUGGCACAGUGUGCACGGAAGGCAGACAGCUCGUGCCGCAGGGGCCAGUGCAAGGAGGCGGAGCUUUCGCCUCCGGCUCACUGUAAAGCCUCAGCUAGCGCGGCCGGCAGUCCUGUAUCGAUCCUGGCGACCCUCGGAUGUCGGUGUGCGUAUCCCCAACUCUCGCAACGCCUCUUAUGGUCGAAGAACUACCAUGUCCACAGUGUCCCAAAGCAUUUCCGAAUGCCAAACUCCUACAGCAACAUCAACAGAUGUUUCAUUCAGACAAGGUUCGGCGCUUUCUUUUUUUAUUUUUGAAUUUUCGAAACUUUAUGCUCCUGAAAAUUUCUCAUUUUACUGUAUUUUUGUACGAUGAACUGUAUUUUUGUAUUUUUGUUCCUUCUGUAUCUUCUGUAUCAUUUCUCUUCGUCUUCUUUCCGUUUCAAAAAAUGGCGUUUCGCCCUUCUUUUGACCUUAAAUGUUGCAUUCGAAGCCGACUCAGCAAAAAAUCUUUUUAAUUAUAAUGCAUCACGCAAUGUCUCUUAAUUUGUACUUUGUUUUUUUGUGAGGCAGGUUUGUCGCGUGUUUUUUUAUAGAAGUGUUUCUUAGUCUCUUUCGAGAAAUUUUCAACCGCUUUCUGCAAAAAUUUUAUUUGAAGAAAAAAAUUAAAGGGAUAUGAGAAGUUUUUUUGAUAUAUCAGAUGCUUUGAUCAUCAUCAUAUCCGGUUCAUUAAUUUUUUUAACAACUGAUUGAAAAAAAGUCAAAUUUUGAUCAAAAACUCCAAUAUGAAGAAUUAUAGCGGAAUCGCGGUUUUUUUGUAAAGAGAUUUUGAAGACAAGGAAUAGUGAAAAGAAAAGAUUUCCUAGAAACUUGGAAGUUUUGGAAGUUUCCUAUAAAAAGAAGCUCACUACAGAUCCAUUUUUUUUCCAAUAAAAAAAUGUUAAACCUUUUUUUCAGUUUUUUUCAGGACUUUUUCAUGAAUUCAUCUUGUUUCAGAUGAAAAAAACCUUUGAAACUUUUCAAAAACGUCAGAAAACUCAUCAUGAGAUCAGAAAGAGCUUAUGAAUAAUUUUUGUUGGGAUCCAGUGACUUAAAGAUGACCUUUAGCUUUCGAAAAAAGUAUUUGGCAUUUCGAAAAGAUCCUCAUCAUCUUUCUUCGGACUUGCCCACCUUGAAGUUGUUUACGAGUGCACAAAAACGAGGGCGCCUGACCUGAGAACCAGAAGCACUGUACUAUGGUAACCCGCGCAGCUGCCACCCAGGCUCUCUCCAUUGCCAGAUGCUCCUCAAUUAUCGCCAUUCAUACAAAUAGCCACUGUCGUUUCUUCCUGUUUUCGCUAAGCUUUUCCUCGACCGGCCCCGGAUCGAACCAAACAGUGACGCACAACAACACAUGCUCUUCUCAGCAAAGUCGAGCUCACGUUUUAGAGUUUUUGAAAUCGUCGCAACGAAAAAAAUACGUUGAGAGCUGAAAGUUAUUGCGCAAUCUGGCAGCUGUUGGUAUUUCUGUUUCUCAUGGUUUUUCUCGAAAUGAACUUUUCGAAAGAGAGGCUGGGAAAGUGAACAUCUCAACCUAAAAUAAGUACAAAAAAGGGAUUUCUUCUCAAAAUUUUACGAUCAAUUUUUUUCGGACACAGGAAAAUUCUGAAAAAUGGAAAACUUGAAUGGAUUUAUGGAGAGUAUGACUAUAUUGAUUUUCUCAAGUCUUUCUUACCAAAUAAAAUCUUGGAAAAAUAAGUUUCGAAAUUAGUUUUUGGGAACAAGAAACUUACUGAAAUCAAAACUUGAGAUUUUCAAACUUGAAUUUUGAUCAAAUUCCGGAGCCUUUCAAAACUGUCCGAUUUUCAUUUUGAAAAAUAUAGAUGAUAUUCAUCACUGAAUUCAUCAGUAUCUCAAUUCUUUGUUUGUUUUGAUGAGAAGUAUGCUCAAAAACAUACCAUCUACCAGUCUAAUUAGAAAACUGAUGAUUCAUAAGCUCCUUUGAGUAAUUUCAAAGAUCUUUUUUUUUCACUUCCCGUUCUGGAAUGUGUUGCAAAGUCUGGAAAAAGCUCACAACUGAACUGGAUAAAAAACUAGGUCAGAAUUAGAAAGCAACAAUUACAACUUCUCUUCUCUCGUUUUUCUUUUCUCUCCAAAAGAACGUGUCAGACUUCACAUUUCCACUUGUUUUGACUUUCUUUCACAUCCGCCGGUUUUUUCUCUCUUUUUCCCUCUCCACCGCUAUCCAAACAGUCGAGUUACGGUAGCGUCACAGAGCACAGCACAAAACCCCAUCCAAUGGAAAAUACAAAAAAAAAAAGAAAAAGAGAAAAAAAACUCGGAUGAUGUGGGAGAGAAUGCAAAUGUGCCGUGUGGAAAAGUGGACGUCGACGUGGCAGCAGCAGCACUGUACACAGACAUUAAAUUGCUUUUGCCAUCUGUCGCGCAUUUUCGUGUGUCCGCGUUGAAAAGCACAGGUCCCACUGCACAACGUAUCACUUUCCACUCAAAAAUUCAGCUUUUCGAUAGAAGUUUGAAAGUUUUGAACGGAAAAUAAUUUUUAGGAAGGAAAAAGUUAGAACGAAAACUCCGAAACACGUUUCAACGUCUUAUUCUUUUUAUAACUUCGAAAAAGGCUUGCAAACGCUUUUUCUAUCAAUAAAUUCACUUUUUCUGACAUUUGAUUCCCAGUUUGUGGUAUAUUUUCGAAAAUGGGAAAUGAAAGAGUUCGUCUGGAUUAAAACUUGAACCUAUGCUUGGCCGCUGGGAAUUCGGCUUCGAAAUAAAACUAAUAAACGCUCUAGACGUGUAGUGAAUCACUCAUUGUCCAACUUAUUAAUUUUUGCCGUUUGUCUUCUUUUGGGAAGAUUGAAGUUUGAGUUUUCCCUGAAUAGCACGAAAAACUUUUCACCUUUUAACCCAAGUUAUUUUGAGUUUUAGUUGAGAAAAAAAACUUUUUUUUGGAUUGACAGCUUUUUAUUUCUUGGAAAGUUUUUUGUUAUCUUUUUUGAACGCAAACCCGAAAAAAUUGUUUCGGAAAGCCGAUCUUGUUUUCCGCAUGUUUCUGGUCUAUUCUUUUUCUCUCUUUUUCUGCCUCCCAAGUUUUUUUCAAGAAUUACAAGUGUCCUUUUUUUCAGAUAACUAAAAAGAUUUCAAAUUUUUUUGUGGAAAAACAUUCAUGGAAUAAAAAAAUUUUUUUCUAAUCUUCAACUAUCAUGAUAUGUUUUUUUGUUUCUUUAAAAAAAGUAAUUGAUGAAAAAAACUGACGGAUUAUUAAAGGGGGCUUUUCAAUCUCCAUAUUCCGGCAUUUUCAAUUUAUAAAAAACUCCUUUUCAGAGUUUUAUAUGCGAAACGUGUGGGAAGGCAUUUCGGUUUCGUUCCAAUUUGGCAGAACAUCGGUCCGUACACACCGCCUUGAAACCUUACGUUUGCAAAUUUUGUGGGAAAAGUAGUCGACUAAAAGGUUUGCAGCGAACAUAAUUGGUUUGAAUAAUUAUUGAUUUUGUAGGGAAUUUAACAAAACAUAUAUUAAAAACAUCACAAGAAAGAGCAAAGUGAAGCGAUUUCGAAGGAUGAUAUUAUUGUUAAGAAGGUGGGUGCAUUUCAAAAACGUUUUUUUUUCUUUUUGAAGCUGAUCUGAGAAAAAUUCGAGCAAGUAUCGCAAAAUAAAAAUUUUUUCCUAAUGUUAAUAAUAAUUAUUUUUGGAGACUUCAAAACUUUGAUCAAAGACCAAAAUUUCAAAACAUCAUUAUACAGGCAUGGGAAAAAUUACCGUCGUAAUGGUCAAAUCCUUUUUCGCCUGAGAAAAAUCCUUCCCCAUCGCCUUGUUUUCGCUACUGUGGGAAAGAGAUGAUUUCCCGUCUUGGGAAAUACAAAAUUUUUCCUCGACAGAAGAAUGGGAAAACAACAUUGAAAGGGAAAAAAAGGGAAAUAGCAAUCAAAAACGAGGUGAAGCUACUUGGGAACGCUUAGCCUAAAGGCAGGAAGUGUGCGGAGAGGAGCGUACAUGACGCCUUUGUGUGUUUUUAUCCGAAUAUUCCGCAACAGUUGUUCUUUUUUUUAUUGUUCAUUGCAGCUGUCUCCAGUUUACCCUUGAUUCAAAAAAAAAGGACAAAAAAAAACAGAUUCAAACGUCUCUGUAGCCUUUUAAUCUCACCAUGACGGCAAUGGAAUUAAAUUCUAACUUCAUUUUUGAAAAAUAAGGCCUGAGAAUCAAUUAAAAAUUCUCUAACUAGAAACUGACAGUGAAACUGGUUAGUGAUUUUCGGAAUAUUUUAUUCGAAGUCAAUAACACGCAAUUGAUUCGAAUCUUUCAAAAACCCGAGAAAUCUUUCAGGCCGAGCCAACUACAGCGACGAUAGAGUACACAGAUAAGACUAUUUUCACAGUAACCACUGCGCCUAGUGGAGCAACGACGAUAGCCACGAAUGGUCAUUCUGUUCCAAGCCUCCUCCCCAAAGAAGAAUCCGGCGACCAAGAACGGUAUCUCAUUCAAAAAAAUAUGAUCAAUUGGCUAUAUUCCUGUUUCAGAUCAAUAUUAAUAUCCCUCGGACUCGACUACAACACCUCCAUAGAUUUGAGAGAAUCCCCUGAAACGAGCGUCAGCCCGGAGAAUGGUAAAUUUUCUUUUGCUCGUUAAAGAAAUGUGUUUUCUCAAAACCUGAUGCCGGUCGGCGAAAGCUCGUAAAGCGUAGAGGAACUGUUUUUUGAAUGUUUAUUACGAAAGGCUUGUAAUUUAUCGAGUUUUUCAUUCUGAAAAAUGACAGGUGGUAGAAAAGUGCAUAUUAUGAAAGAGUUGCUCGGAAAAGGCGACCAAAAAUCUAACUCCAAGUUUUUCACUUCUCAAGUUGAGAAAAUAUUUUUUAACUUGUUGUGCUAUUCUAAUUAAUUUCGUCAUGCAGCGUUGUAAUUUGAUUUUUCUUUGCUUCGAGAUUUUUCGAAAAUUCAUUCGCUUUUAUGAAUAAUGCAAAAAUGUGGUCAUUUUUUUUUAAAGCUCAAGUCAAGAAUGCAAAUAUCAACUAAACAGCCAUUCGGUAAUUAAUUGUACGUUUUUUUUUUAAAUUCAUCAAAAAAAAGCUUGAUGAUUCUUAUAAAAAGAGGUUCUUAUCAAACACUCACAUUUUCAAACCAACUCAAACUUCUCUCCGAAGAUUUUUCCUACCAGAAUGACUCAGAAAAAAACCAAAGAAUUUGCUUUUAAGAAAAAAACAAGAUUUUUAGAUUGCAACGGUUUCUUGAGUUUGCAAGUUGAAAAAAAAUAGUUUUGAAGCCGUUCAAUUUCAGUCAAUAUGAGAAAAAGUCAAGCUUCUUUUUUCAAAGACUUUGAAUAACUUCAUUAAAUAAUGUUCCAAGCUAACGAUGAAUGAAAUAUAUUUGACAGAAGUUUCCUCAACGUGAACUUUUCAAAGAAGAACAUCUUUUCGAGAAAAGACUUCAGUUCGAGUUUGUGGAAAGAGCUGCUGCUCAUAAAACAUGUAACUGUUGCUCCAGACACCCGAGUUCUAGGCACUCAUGCGUGAUGGUGUGAGCUUUCGUGAGCUCGAGUAGUUGGAUGGCGUGAGUGCGUCGAGAACAUUGCUGGUUUUGAGGCCAAACGGAACCAUAUCUGCCGCCGGCGGCUGCAACACUCGCACAUAAUAUGCAGGUUCUGCCAUCUGUGCGCGGCAUUUUGGGUUUUCGAGCUCGGUCGGAGCUUAUCGUGGGAGGACAUCUUGCCUGCGGGUCACAUCGAUUUCCAAUGUGCCUUGGCUCUCUCCAACCAAGCACACUGUUUGUCGGCCGCCUCCGUCAACCACCACUAACAAAAACUAAGACCGCGGGACCUUGACGGCCAAAACUAUUGUCAAUAACACAUGGACUGCCUCAGGGCACCUUAUGAACCAAGACAAGGUCGAAGAGAAGGAACAAAUCGCCUGCCCGAAGGCGGGGGCUACAAAUCAGGAUAGAUAUCACGGAAUUUGUAGCUUAUCUGCCGCCAACGGCCAGUUUAUUUCGUUUUAUUGUCUCAGUAGGUUCUCCUAAUCUUCAAAUAAAGUGCUUUCCUGAUACCUCCCAGGAUAGUUUUGGAAGUAGACGGGUUUUUAUUGACAGCAAAGACUGGCAAAAGACACUGUACAUCAAAAGUCUUGAACUGGAGAUUUUUGGUGAAAGUUUUUUGGAUCAAAUAAACUGAAAAAGUUUAUGUUUUAUAAGAAAGCGGAAAAACAGCCAGUAACUUUUCUCAAAAAAAUAUCAAAACUCAGAAGAAAAAAACCAACAUCAUUUUUUUGAAACGGAAAAAUCGCGUUGCACGAAACAAACAAACAAGCAAUAAAAUAAAACGACUGAAUUGUAUGCUUAAAAAAUAAAAACUAACCAGCACGUAAUCUUACAUUGCCUACCUUUAGAUAUUCGUAUUGGUUUCUCUCUAGCCCCGAUUUUCCUAUUUUUUUUUCUAUGAUAACGUUUUGUAAAUUACUGAUCAGCUUCUCUCGAGAAAAAUUUCAAACGAACAACAAUAGGAAAAGACAUAUUUUUCGAAAUAAGACUGAGAAUCCAAGCUUUGCAAAACUGCUGUCAAUGCUUUUCAUAUUUCCGCCCGUAUCUCUUUUUUCAACUAAAGCCGGGCGUUAAUCUCUAGAUUCAUCCCAAAACUUUGAAGAGUUUUUUUGAUUGUCUCUUUUUAGAUUGACUACACCAAUAUUCAUAGUAAAAGCGGAGUUUAGUAAGUCGCGAUAAGUUUGAUCAUUUCAAAAACGUUGGAGUUAUUGGAUGAACUUUAAAAUUCAAAUCUUUGAAACAGUCCACCUUAUGUCCAGUCCUAUCCAUAAUCUUCUAAUUUUCUUUUUUUCAGGCCUGAUGAACCCGAAGUGCGAGGUUGACAGCGAUCAAGGAUAUGGAAGCCCUCUUGCACAAAAUACGGUAAGUGGGCGUGGCUUAUCAACACGCCGGCACAGUCGAGCCGACCAAUACGCCGUUCCGUUUGCAGGUGGGCGGCGAGACGUCUUUGGCGGCGCUGAUCGCACAAGUGAACAGUCCCACAUGUGGCAAGAACUCCAUGGCGUCCCAAUGUCCGGAGUGUGGGAAACACGUGCGCAAAAGUCGGUUUUAUGCACUUUUUCUCUGCUUUUUAAACUGCAGACGUUCCGAGGGAAAACGUUGAUUGAUGGGGUCAGAAAUUGAUUUAGGUCGGUACCUCGAAGUUUUGAUGGCUGGUGAAAAAUGGGAACAAGCUGAGAUCUUUUCUAGUGUUCUCAUUCGUUAAGAACGACAAAAAUGAAAAAAAAACAACCCAGAAAAAUUCCAACAAUAGUUAUUCUAAAAAGGUAUAUCUUCCGAGGAAAGUUUUCACACUUUCGAAAUUUCUUAAAAAUUUUGGUUUUAAACUAAAAAAGACUCUUUCGGUUCUGAUAAAACUGGAAUUGAAAGAAAAAGAAAGAAAAAACGAAAUCCUCCGCUCCUUUGAGCUAUUGAUUGCGCUAAUAACUUCUUUCUGGCAAUUUCUCUGAAAUGUGAACUCCUGCCACCUUCUCACUCUCUCUUUUCAUCAACACCAUUGUUAUAAAAGCUUUUUGCAAACCGAACAUUGGCAUUUUUGAGAAGCUCACGCAUGAAGCUUUUCGAUAAUUAGGUAAUGAUUACGCCCCUUGUCAUUUCCAAAAAGUGCACACUUUUAGCUUUCGAGUCUUUCGUUCAGUUUAUAUUCUCAGUCAGCUAAAUUCUCUUUUUUUUUCCAAAUUGACAGUUCCCUGGCGACUGUAUCGGAUAACUAAGCACCAUCUGCCGUUUUGUGCUUUUUUGAUGCUCGCCGAACCGCCUGUCGGCGCGGGUCACAAAUUUCGUCGUUGCGUUGUACAACGGCCAGAGCCACAUAGUUUAUACAGCCCGUAACUCUACAGAGCUUUCUCUGUAUAUUUCUCGGCCGGCAGGCGUCUAAGAAAUCGCCGUGGAAAUGGCAAUUUUGAGAAAUGAGGGACCGAAAGUGUGUUUUCUCAGAGAUGAACUUCCACUGAAAGGUCAUCACUCCGAUUAAAAGGUUUGGCCAAAGUUAUGACAGAUUUGAGCUUUUCUGAAAGUUUUUGGAAAAUGUUAGAACUUUGAAUGAAUGAUGUUAGAGAAAGUAUAAUCGCUUUUUUAAAUUUGUUUUUCAAUUCUCGAUAAGCUUGAAGGCUGUUCAAAGAAAAAACUUCAAAGAGAGCCAAUCACUAUACUUUUUGCGAAAAAAAUCAAUGAAAAAAAUCAAUGAAAUUCUUGAUUCAAAAAUUUCUAUUUUGAUUAUGCAAAAAGGUAUAUUUUUAUAACUCAGCUAAAAAGUUAAGAUCAGUCGUGUACGAAAAUUCAAUUGAACUCUAUGGAACCUUGAAUUGCAUGAUAAGUUUUAUUAUGACCAAGUUUUAAGUUUGAAAAUUUUCGGGUUUGAAAGUUGCCUACGCUUAAUUUAGUACCAAAAAGUCGAACUUAAGUUUGAUUCCAUCGAAAUCUUUUUUUACAAAUAGGCUUGUCGGUGCGAUUUUAUUAUUUUCUCACAGCUGAGGAUUCAAAUUCUUGAUUCGCCUCAAACUAAAGAAACACAUUUUAACCUUAAUUUUUCGAAGGUCAAUUGCUUUAAUAUCUACUAUGUAGGCCUUAGUUUUAGGGAACUGAUGCUUGUCUAUAAAUCGAUAAGAUCAGUCGGUUCUCAGCAAGAACCUUCUGAACAUUUGAUCUUCCACCCGGACUUUCCACUAAUCUACAACCAGCAGACGUCUCUUGGGAAAGACAAGCUAGGCAAUAGUGAAGGAAGAGCAGCGCAGUUGAAAGUGACAGUCGGUCGGCGAAUAUUUCGAUUUUCUCUUACCCCCAGACUCCGCGGCGUUUUUUUUUCCGAAGCCGUCAGCCACGCUAUUUCGCGUCCGCUUCCCCUUUUGAGCACACACAUUGCCUCAACAGAAGAUGUGCUCACUCGCUACAAUUCCAAGCCGUCCGUCCUUCCAUCCGUCGUCGUCGUGUGUACGAGCAAACUUGGCAGGCAGGACAAGAGUGGGGGGGCUGAACGCUUUUGA
Molecule: messenger RNA, 8989 nt
Organism: Caenorhabditis auriculariae
Lineage: Eukaryota; Metazoa; Nematoda; Chromadorea; Rhabditida; Rhabditidae
Source: the annotation of a GenBank genome assembly